Messenger RNA from Lactuca sativa (garden lettuce), 429 nucleotides. RefSeq names its product protein CURVATURE THYLAKOID 1A, chloroplastic. The record is from RefSeq and is a predicted model, not a curated record. NCBI's taxonomy places the organism in Eukaryota, Viridiplantae, Streptophyta, Magnoliopsida, Asterales, Asteraceae. Gene Ontology annotation, cellular component: chloroplast thylakoid membrane; thylakoid.
AUGUUGACACACACCGCCGUUGGGUUACCUCAGCUUCCUACCACCCCCUUUGUCUGUUGCUCAGUGUUACCACACCUUCCAGCUUGUUCGUUUUCCUCUUCGAUCAAACAUGUGUCGGAUCAUUUAUGUUCCGAAUCAAUUGCUCUAGAUGCUAAUGAAUUGUUCGAUGACCUGAAGGAAAAGUGGGAUUCACUUGAAAACAAGUCGACAGUUGUUGUGUAUGGAGGAGGAGCAGUUGUUGCAAUAUUGAUAUCUUCAAUCCUUAUUGGUGCUGUCAAGUCAGUGCCACAACUUCCAAAGAUCUUAGAGUUGGUAGGACUUGGAUAUAUUGGAUGGUUUGUCUACCAGUAUCUUCUCUUAAAGUCUAGCAGAAAAGAGUUAGCAACAAAUAUUGAGUGGAUUAAGAAGGAGAUUGCAGGGACCGAGUAA